AUGAAGCUCAUCGGUGCGAUAUUACCACUUUUAGUGGUAGCAGUAGCAGCAAAUAAAUUCGACAAAGUACAGCGAAGCCGCAUAGUAGAUCAUGGCGAUUAUGAAAAGCAAAUAAUAUUAGACCUCGGAGGUGAGACAGGAGAGAAGUAUGAAUUGGAUAUAGGAAUAAUGGGUUUCCAGGACUUGGUAAAUUCACACAAACAUGGUUUCACGCUGAAAGAAGAUCACGGAAAAUGGCAAAUAGAAGAUGGUGCAGGAACGCAGGCAAUGUCUAAUUCUGACUCGAAAAGCAACAGUGCAUCUGAUGCGAGCAGUUUCUCGAACUCAAGAGCCGCUUCAGAUGCUGCAUCAAGAUCUAAGGCUGGAAGUAAUUCCAACUCUUUGUCAGACACCGGCAGUUAUUCUAGAAGCGGUUCCGGCAGUAGAUCUGACUCCCGUGCAAGAUCGAUCAGUGGUUCAGACUCUUCCUCCAACUCUGGUAGUUAUUCUGGAAGCGACUCGAGCAGUGCCUCUGACUCACUUUCAAGAUCAAGCAGUGGUUCGGACUCAUCCUCCAACUCUGGAAGUUAUUCUGGAAGCGACUCGAGCAGUGGAUCUGACUCACUUUCGAGAUCGAGCAGUGGUUCAGACUCUUCCUCUAACUCUGGUAGUUAUUCUGGAAGCGACUCUAGCAGUGGAUCUGACUCACUUUCAAGGUCAAGCAGUGGUUCGGACUCAUCCUCCAACUCUGGUAGUUAUUCUGGAAGCGACUCCAGCAGUGCAUCUGAUUCACUUUCAAGAUCAAGCAGUGGUUCGGACUCUUCGUCCAACUCUGGAAGUUAUUCUGGAAGCGACUCGAGCAGUGGAUCUGACUCACUUUCGAGAUCGAGCAGUGGUUCAGACUCUUCCUCUAACUCUGGUAGUUAUUCUGGAAGCGACUCGAGCAGUGGAUCUGACUCACUUUCAAGAUCAAGCAGUGGUUCAGACUCUUCCUCCAACUCUGGUAGUUAUUCUGGUAGUGAUUCCAGCAGUGGAUCAGACUCACUUUCAAGAUCAAGCAGUGGUUCGGACUCUUCCUCCAACUCAGGAAGUUAUUCUGGAAGCGACUCCAGCAGCGGAUCUGAUUCACUUUCAAGAUCAAGCAGUGGUUCAGACUCUUCCUCCAACUCUGGUAGUUAUACUGGAAGCGAUUCGAGCAGCGCAUCUGACUCACUUUCAAGAUCAAGCAGUGGUUCAGACUCUUCCUCCAACUCUGGUAGUCAUUCUGGAAGCGACUCCAGCAGUGCAUCUGACUCACUUUCAAGAUCAAGCAGUGGUUCAGACUCUUCCUCCAACUCUGGUAGUUAUUCUGGAAGCGACUCGAGCAGUGGAUCUGACUCACUUUCAAGAUCAAGCAGUGGUUCAGACUCUUCCUCCAACUCUGGUAGUUAUUCUGGAAGCGACUCCAGCAGUGGAUCUAAUUCACUUUCAAGAUCAAGCAGUGGUUCAGACUCUUCCUCCAACUCAGGAAGUUAUUCUGGAAGCGACUCAAGCAGUGGAUCUGACUCGCUUUCGAGAUCGAGCAGUGGUUCAGACUCUUCGUCCAACUCUGGAAGUUAUUCUGGAAGCGACUCUAGCAGUGGAUCUGAUUCACUUUCAAGAUCAAGCAGUGGUUCAGACUCUUCCUCCAACUCUGGUAGUUAUUCUGGAAGCGACUCUAGCAGUGGAUCUGAUUCACUUUCAAGAUCAAGCAGUGGUUCAGACUCUUCCUCCAACUCUGGUAGUUAUUCUGGAAGCGACUCCAGCAGUGGAUCUGACUCACUUUCAAGAUCAAGCAGUGGUUCGGACUCUUCCUCCAACUCUGGUAGUUAUUCUGGAAGCGACUCCCGCAGUGGAUCUGAUUCACUUUCAAGAUCAAGCAGUGGUUCCGACUCUUCCUCCAACUCUGGUAGUUAUUCUGGAAGCGACUCCAGCAGCGGAUCUGACUCACUUUCAAGAUCAAGCAGUGGUUCAGACUCUUCCUCCAACUCUGGUAGUCAUUCUGGAAGCGACUCCAGCAGUGCAUCUGACUCACUUUCAAGAUCAAGCAGUGGUUCAGACUCUUCCUCCAACUCUGGUAGUUAUUCUGGAAGCGACUCGAGCAGUGCAUCUGACUCACUUUCAAGAUCAAGCAGUGGUUCCGACUCUUCCUCCAACUCUGGUAGUUAUUCUGGAAGCGACUCUAGCAGUGGAUCUGAUUCACUUUCAAGAUCAAGCAGUGGUUCAGACUCUUCCUCCAACUCUGGUAGUUAUUCUGGAAGCGACUCCAGCAGUGCAUCUGACUCACUUUCAAGAUCAAGCAGUGGUUCAGACUCUUCCUCCAACUCUGGUAGUUAUUCUGGUAGUGAUUCCAGCAGUGGAUCUGACUCACUUUCAAGAUCAAGCAGUGGUUCAGACUCUUCCUCCAACUCUGGUAGUUAUUCUGGAAGCGACUCCAGCAGUGGAUCUGACUCACUUUCGAGAUCGAGCAGUGGUUCGGACUCUUCGUCCAACUCUGGAAGUUAUUCUGGAAGCGACUCUAGCAGUGGAUCUGAUUCACUUUCAAGAUCAAGCAGUGGUUCAGACUCUUCCUCCAACUCUGGUAGUUAUUCUGGUAGUGAUUCCAGCAGUGGAUCUGACUCACUUUCAAGAUCAAGCAGUGGUUCGGAAUCUUCCUCCAACUCUGGUAGUUAUUCUGGAAGCGACUCCAGCAGUGCAUCUGAUUCACUUUCAAGAUCAAGCAGUGGUUCGGACUCUUCGUCCAACUCUGGAAGUUAUUCUGGAAGCGACUCGAGCAGUGGAUCUGACUCACUUUCGAGAUCGAGCAGUGGUUCAGACUCUUCCUCUAACUCUGGUAGUUAUUCUGGAAGCGACUCGAGCAGUGGAUCUGACUCACUUUCAAGAUCAAGCAGUGGUUCAGACUCUUCCUCCAACUCUGGUAGUUAUUCUGGUAGUGAUUCCAGCAGUGGAUCAGACUCACUUUCAAGAUCAAGCAGUGGUUCGGACUCUUCCUCCAACUCAGGAAGUUAUUCUGGAAGCGACUCCAGCAGUGGAUCUGACUCACUUUCAAGAGCAAGCAGUGGUUCAGACUCUUCGUCCAACUCUGGAAGUUAUUCUGGAAGUGACUCCAGCAGCGGAUCUGAUUCACUUUCAAGAUCAAGCAGUGGUUCAGACUCUUCCUCCAACUCUGGUAGUUAUACUGGAAGCGAUUCGAGCAGCGCAUCUGACUCACUUUCAAGAUCAAGCAGUGGUUCAGACUCUUCCUCCAACUCUGGUAGUCAUUCUGGAAGCGACUCCAGCAGUGCAUCUGACUCACUUUCAAGAUCAAGCAGUGGUUCAGACUCUUCCUCCAACUCUGGUAGUUAUUCUGGAAGCGACUCGAGCAGUGGAUCUGACUCACUUUCAAGAUCAAGCAGUGGUUCAGACUCUUCCUCCAACUCUGGUAGUUAUUCUGGAAGCGACUCCAGCAGUGGAUCUAAUUCACUUUCAAGAUCAAGCAGUGGUUCAGACUCUUCCUCCAACUCAGGAAGUUAUUCUGGAAGCGACUCAAGCAGUGGAUCUGACUCACUUUCGAGAUCGAGCAGUGGUUCAGACUCUUCGUCCAACUCUGGAAGUUAUUCUGGAAGCGACUCUAGCAGUGGAUCUGAUUCACUUUCAAGAUCAAGCAGUGGUUCAGACUCUUCCUCCAACUCUGGUAGUUAUUCUGGAAGCGACUCCAGCAGUGGAUCUGACUCACUUUCAAGAUCAAUCAGCGGUUCAGACUCUUCCUCCAACUCUGGUAGUCAUUCUGGAAGCGACUCCAGCAGUGCAUCUGACUCACUUUCAAGAUCAAGCAGUGGUUCAGACUCUUCCUCCAACUCUGGUAGUUAUUCUGGAAGCGACUCCAGCAGUGCAUCUGACUCACUUUCAAGAUCAAGCAGUGGUUCAGACUCUUCCUCCAACUCUGGUAGUUAUUCUGGUAGUGAUUCCAGCAGUGGAUCUGACUCACUUUCAAGAUCAAGCAGUGGUUCAGACUCUUCGUCCAACUCUGGUAGUUAUUCUGGAAGCGACUCCAGCAGUGGAUCUGACUCACUUUCGAGAUCGAGCAGUGGUUCGGACUCUUCGUCUAACUCUGGAAGUUAUUCUGGAAGCGACUCUAGCAGUGGAUCUGAUUCACUUUCAAGAUCAAGCAGUGGUUCAGACUCUUCCUCCAACUCUGGUAGUUAUUCUGGAAGCGACUCGAGCAGUGCAUCUGACUCACUUUCAAGAUCAAGCAGUGGUUCCGACUCUUCCUCCAACUCUGGUAGUUAUUCUGGAAGCGACUCUAGCAGUGGAUCUGAUUCACUUUCAAGAUCAAGCAGUGGUUCAGACUCUUCUUCCAACUCUGGUAGUUAUUCUGGAAGCGACUCCAGCAGUGGAUCUGAUUCACUUUCAAGAUCAAGCAGUGGUUCAGACUCUUCCUCCAACUCAGGAAGUUAUUCUGGAAGCGACUCAAGCAGUGGAUCUGACUCACUUUCGAGAUCGAGCAGUGGUUCAGACUCUUCGUCCAACUCUGGAAGUUAUUCUGGAAGCGACUCUAGCAGUGGAUCUGAUUCACUUUCAAGAUCAAGCAGUGGUUCAGACUCUUCCUCCAACUCUGGUAGUUAUUCUGGAAGCGACUCGAGCAGUGCAUCUGACUCACUUUCAAGAUCAAGCAGUGGUUCGGACUCUUCCUCCAACUCUGGUAGUUAUUCUGGAAGCGACUCCAGCAGUGGAUCUGACUCACUUUCAAGAUCAAGCAGUGGUUCGGACUCUUCCUCCAACUCUGGUAGUUAUUCUGGAAGCGACUCCCGCAGUGGAUCUGAUUCACUUUCAAGAUCAAGCAGUGGUUCCGACUCUUCCUCCAACUCUGGUAGUUAUUCUGGAAGCGACUCCAGCAGCGGAUCUGACUCACUUUCAAGAUCAAGCAGUAGUUCAGACUCUUCCUCCAACUCUGGUAGUUAUACUGGAAGCGAUUCGAGCAGCGCAUCUGACUCACUUUCAAGAUCAAGCAGUGGUUCAGACUCUUCCUCCAACUCUGGUAGUCAUUCUGGAAGCGACUCCGGCAGUGCAUCUGACUCACUUUCAAGAUCAAGCAGUGGUUCAGACUCUUCCUCCAACUCUGGUAGUUAUUCUGGAAGCGACUCGAGCAGUGGAUCUGACUCACUUUCAAGAUCAAGCAGUGGUUCAGACUCUUCCUCCAACUCUGGUAGUUAUUCUGGAAGCGACUCCAGCAGUGGAUCUGAUUCACUUUCAAGGUCAAGCAGUGGUUCAGACUCUUCCUCCAACUCUGGUAGUUAUUCUGGAAGCGACUCCAGCAGUGGAUCUGACUCACUUUCAAGAUCAAGCAGCGGUUCAGACUCUUCCUCCAACUCUGGUAGUCAUUCUGGAAGCGACUCCAGCAGUGCAUCUGACUCACUUUCAAGAUCAAGCAGUGGUUCAGACUCUUCCUCCAACUCUGGUAGUUAUUCUGGAAGUGACUCCAGCAGUGCAUCUGACUCACUUUCAAGAUCAAGCAGUGGUUCAGACUCUUCCUCCAACUCUGGUAGUUAUUCUGGUAGUGAUUCCAGCAGUGGAUCUGACUCACUUUCAAGAUCAAGCAGUGGUUCAGACUCUUCGUCCAACUCUGGUAGUUAUUCUGGAAGCGACUCUAGCAGUGGAUCUGAUUCACUUUCAAGAUCAAGCAGUGGUUCAGACUCUUUGUCUAACUCUGGAAGUUAUUCUGGAAGCGACUCUAGCAGUGGAUCUGAUUCACUUUCAAGAUCAAGCAGUGGUUCAGACUCUUCCUCCAACUCUGGUAGUUAUUCUGGAAGCGACUCGAGCAGUGCAUCUGACUCACUUUCAAGAUCAAGCAGUGGUUCCGACUCUUCCUCCAACUCUGGUAGUUAUUCUGGAAGCGACUCUAGCAGUGGAUCUGAUUCACUUUCAAGAUCAAGCAGUGGUUCAGACUCUUCCUCCAACUCUGGUAGUUAUUCUGGAAGCGACUCCAGCAGUGCAUCUGACUCACUUUCAAGAUCAAGCAGUGGUUCAGACUCUUCCUCCAACUCUGGUAGUUAUUCUGGUAGUGAUUCCAGCAGUGGAUCUGACUCACUUUCAAGAUCAAGCAGUGGUUCAGACUCUUCCUCCAACUCUGGUAGUUAUUCUGGAAGCGACUCCAGCAGUGGAUCUGACUCACUUUCGAGAUCGAGCAGUGGUUCGGACUCUUCGUCCAACUCUGGAAGUUAUUCUGGAAGCGACUCUAGCAGUGGAUCUGAUUCACUUUCAAGAUCAAGCAGUGGUUCAGACUCUUCCUCCAACUCUGGUAGUUAUUCUGGAAGCGACUCGAGCAGUGCAUCUGACUCACUUUCAAGAUCAAGCAGUGGUUCCGACUCUUCCUCCAACUCUGGUAGUUAUUCUGGAAGCGACUCUAGCAGUGGAUCUGAUUCACUUUCAAGAUCAAGCAGUGGUUCAGACUCUUCCUCCAACUCUGGUAGUUAUUCUGGAAGCGACUCCAGCAGUGGAUCUGACUCACUUUCGAGAUCGAGCAGUGGUUCAGACUCUUCGUCCAACUCUGGAAGUUCUUCUGGAAGCGACUCUAGCAGUGGAUCUGAUUCACUUUCAAGAUCAAGCAGUGGUUCAGACUCUUCCUCCAACUCUGGUAGUUAUUCUGGAAGCGACUCGAGCAGUGCAUCUGACUCACUUUCAAGAUCAAGCAGUGGUUCGGACUCUUCCUCCAACUCUGGUAGUUAUUCUGGAAGCGACUCCAGCAGUGGAUCUGACUCACUUUCAAGAUCGAGCAGUGGUUCGGACUCUUCCUCCAACUCUGGUAGUUAUUCUGGAAGCGACUCCAGCAGUGGAUCUGAUUCACUUUCAAGAUCAAGCAGUGGUUCAGACUCUUCCUCCAACUCAGGAAGUUAUUCUGGAAGCGACUCAAGCAGUGGAUCUGACUCACUUUCGAGAUCGAGCAGUGGUUCAGACUCUUCGUCCAACUCUGGAAGUUAUUCUGGAAGCGACUCUAGCAGUGGAUCUGAUUCACUUUCAAGAUCAAGCAGUGGUUCAGACUCUUCCUCCAACUCUGGUAGUUAUUCUGGAAGCGACUCCCGCAGUGGAUCUGAUUCACUUUCAAGAUCAAGCAGUGGUUCCGACUCUUCCUCCAACUCUGGUAGUUAUUCUGGAAGCGACUCUAGCAGUGGAUCUGAUUCACUUUCAAGAUCGAGCAGUGGUUCAGACUCUUCGUCCAACUCUGGUAGUUAUUCUGGAAGUGACUCCAGCAGCGGAUCUGAUUCACUUUCAAGAUCAAGCAGUGGUUCAGACUCUUCCUCCAACUCUGGUAGUUAUUCUGGAAGCGACUCGAGCAGUGCAUCUGACUCACUUUCAAGAUCAAGCAGUGGUUCGGACUCUUCCUCCAACUCUGGUAGUUAUUCUGGAAGCGACUCCAGCAGUGGAUCUGACUCAAUUUCAAGAUCAAGCAGUGGUUCGGACUCUUCCUCCAACUCUGGAAGUUAUUCUGGAAGCGACUCCAGCAGUGGAUCUGACUCACUUUCAAGAUCAAGCAGUGGUUCAGACUCUUCCUCCAACUCUGGUAGUUAUUCUGGAAGCGACUCCAGCAGUGGAUCUGACUCCCUUUCAAGAUCAAGCAGUGGUUCAGACUCUUCCUCCAACUCUGGUAGUUAUUCUGGAAGCGACUCCAGCAGUGGAUCUGACUCCCUUUCAAGAUCAAGCAGUGGUUCAGACUCUUCCUCCAACUCUGGUAGUUAUUCUGGUAGUGAUUCCAGCAGUGCAUCUGACUCCCUUUCAAGAUCAAGCAGUGGUUCAGACUCUUCCUCCAACUCUGGUAGUUAUUCUGGUAGUGAUUCCAGCAGUGCAUCUGACUCACUUUCAAGAUCAAGCAGUGGUUCGGACUCUUCCUCCAACUCUGGAAGUUAUUCUGGAAGCGACUCCCGCAGUGGAUCUGAUUCACUUUCAAGAUCAAGCAGUGGUUCAGACUCUUCCUCCAACUCUGGUAGUUAUUCUGGUAGUGAUUCCAGCAGUGGAUCUGACUCACUCUCAAGAUCAAGUAGUGGUUCAGACUCUUCCUCCAACUCUGGUAGUUAUUCUGGUAGUGAUUCCAGCAGUGGAUCUGACUCACUCUCAAGAUCAAGUAGUGGUUCGGACUCUUCCUCCAACUCAGGAAGUUAUUCUGGAAGCGACUCCAGCAGUGGAUCUGACUCUCUUUCGAGAUCAAGCAGUGGUUCAGACUCUUCCUCCAACUCUGGAAGUUAUUCUGGAAGCGACUCGAGCAGUGCAUCUGACUCACUUUCAAGAUCAAGCAGUGGUUCAGACUCUUCCUCCAACUCUGGUAGUUAUUCUGGUAGUGAUUCCAGCAGUGGAUCUGACUCACUUUCAAGAUCAAGCAGCGGUUCGGACUCUUCCUCUAACUCAGGAAGUUAUUCUGGAAGCGACUCCAGCAGUGGAUCUGACUCACUUUCGAGAUCAAGCAGUGGUUCGGACUCUUCCUCCAACUCUGGAAGUUAUUCUGGAAGCGACUCCAGCAGUGGAUCUGACUCACUUUCGAGAUCAAGCAGUGGUUCGGACUCUUCCUCCAACUCUGGUAGUCAUUCUGGAAGCGACUCCAGCAGUGCAUCUGACUCACUUUCAAGAUCAAGCAGUGGUUCAGACUCUUCUUCCAACUCCGGUAGUUAUUCUGGAAGCAAUUCUGGCAGUAGUUCUGAUUCUGACUCAGCUACGACAGCAAAUUCCGCUUCACGUUCCAGAAGUCGCUCUCUUUCCGGAUCGGGUUCAACAGCUUAUUCGGGAUCUGAUUCCGCUUCAUCAAGCAACUCGUUGUCUGAGUCAGGCGAUUACUUAUCGUUUAACUCCCGUGAUUAUUUGAACAGUUUUGAUGGAGUUAAUCAGAACGCUUUUGUUGGUUCCGAUGUUUACCGUGGAAUAUAUGGAAACCAAAAUCAAGAUUAUUACAAAGCAUCUAUGAAUCCCAACCGUAACGUUCAUACAUCGUUAAGAGGAAGAUAUAAUCACGUCCAUCCAGGCCUCAGAAAUGUCCGCCGUUAUCCUUGGACUGUGGGAGUCAUGAGGAAUGGUAUUUGCACUUGUGGCCCUUACUACCCUAUACCCAUGGCGUACUAAAUUUAGUGUAUCACGAUUGUCGAUCCCCUUAUUAUAAUCUAUCGUUUGACUGGGAUUCGUUGAUUUUUUAUCUCGGUUUUUUCUCUACUCCUAUAUGUUUGGUUUAGAUUAUUUACUCUUUUAUUAGAUAAUUAUUUUUUUUUAUCUGUGAGUCGAAAAAAACGUUACUUCAACCGUAUUAUUUUUUAUUGUUGAUUUAUUUUUUCUUCCUUUAUACUCUUUGUUUACUUCGAUUAUAUA
Messenger RNA from Microplitis demolitor, 9318 nucleotides. Its product is annotated as hornerin-like. The record is from RefSeq and is a predicted model, not a curated record. The transcript has a single exon. NCBI's taxonomy places the organism in Eukaryota, Metazoa, Arthropoda, Insecta, Hymenoptera, Braconidae. The coding region runs from base 1 to 9078 and encodes 3025 amino acids.